UACCUUGAGCACCGGAAGUUUGAGCUAUCAUAACUUCCAUACAUGUGUUCUGAGUAGUACUGUAGGCAUCUGUAGAAGGUUCGUUAAUUUUUUUAAUAAAAUAUUGAUGUUGUAUGCAAUAUUUGUUUGUAACCUAUUACAGAUAUAUAGUAAAACAUGGCUGAUAUAGUUCAGCUACGGAUAGAGGACCGGAUACCUGGACUGGAACAACUUGAAAGAGUAGGGUUAUUCACUAAAAAAGAAGUGAGGUCAAUAAUUAAAAAGUCAACUGCUUUGGAGUACAAGCUGUACAGAUCUGUACUAAGCAAAGAAGACUUCAUCAGUUAUAUCCAGUACGAGAUCAAUGUCUUGGAGUUAAUAAAGAAAAGAAGAGUGCGCAUAGGUUACAGGUUUAAAAGGGAGGAAAUCGAGUACCCCAUCAUCGAGAGGAUAAACAGUGUCUUCAGACGGGCAACCGUGAAAUGGAAGGAGGACGUGCAGCUUUGGUUUUCACAUGUUGCAUUCUGUAAGAAGUGGAACACAAAGGCUCAGCUCAGCAGAGUGUUCGCCUCUAUGUUGGCCAUUCACCCGGACAAGCCAGCCUUAUGGAUCAUGGCUGCCAAAUGUGAGAUGGAGGACAGGAACUCCUCAGAGACUGCCAGGAACCUUUUCCUGCGGGCCUUGCGAUUCCACCCUGAGAACGAGAAAAUCUACCAGGAGUACUUCCGUAUGGAGCUGAUGCACGCAGAGAAGUUGAGGAAACAGCAGAAGGAGCUGGAGAACGCCAAGAUGGACCUGGGAGAGUACGAGUUCUCCGAAGAAAUCCUGAGCGGGAAGUUGGCCGAGGUCGUGUGCAGAGACGCCACCGCUAAGAUUAAAGGUGCCCAGUUUCUGCUGUCCCUGCUGAGAAUCGCGGCCCUGUUCGACUUCACCCAGGAGCUGCAGGACGCCAUCAUCAGAGAUCUGCAGGAGAAGUACACGGACGACUGCGUCACCUGGGACUACAUGGCCAAGCGGGAACUGGAGACCGGACUGGGGGCAGGGGCGGAGACAGAGCUGAGAAGUGCCAGUGGCAAGGCGACAGACGUGGCCAGGAGAGAGGAGAGGUGCUGCCAGGUCUACGAGGAGGGCUUGAAGAACCUCAACACGGAGGCCAUGUGGGUCUGUUACAUCACUUUCUGUUUGGACCGGUUCAGGAGGAAGACCAAUGUCUCCAUGCUGAAGGAAAAGAGGCAGGGACGGCUGCUGGCAGUCCUUCAGAGAGCCCACGAUGCCUCCGUGCUCCCCGAAGACCUCCACAGGACGUGGCUCCAGGUCCUGCUGUCGGCCGGGGACGCCGAGGCCGCCGCCCGGGUUGCCGUGGCAGCCACACAGCGCUUCAGCCAAUCGGCGGAGGCCUGGAGCUCCAGCCUGCAGGCGCUGGUGCAGCUGGGGCGUGCUGAGACAGGCGAGCUAUUCCAGGAAGCCCUGAAACGCGUGACCCCCAAGGAGAGUCUGCCGCUGUGGCUGCUCCGGGUGGAAUGGAGCACAGCAACCCAGAGCCCCGAGGAGACGGAAGCUGUGUUCCAGAAAGGUCUGGCAUCCAGAGUCCCCGCUAUUUCCAUGGAAAUGAAGCAGAAGUACCUCGACUGGUCUUACAGAACGGGUGGAUAUAAGAAAGCCAGGAAGACCUUCAAAAGCCUGCAGGAGCACCGGCCCUUUUCCAAGGGAUUUUUCCUCCACAUGAUCGAGAUAGAAAAGGAGCAGGAUUCUCCAAAGAUCAGCAACCUGAGGGAUUACUAUGAGCGGGCACUCAGGGAGUUCGGCUCCACGGACGACGAUCUGUGGCUGGGGUACAUCAAGGAGGAGCUCGGUUCCCGUGGCAAUGCUGAGAAUUCUGGGACAAUUCACUGGAGAGCAAUGAAGAGCCUGGAAGGGGAGCGUGUGGAACAAUUCAUCACCCAGUACACCCUCCUGCAGACAGGCCACAUAUAGGCCGGCGCCCUGUCCGCCUGGGGGGGUCGCCCCCGGUGACACGCUGCCGCUGUUUGUUCCUGGGCUCGGCUCCUUCUGCUUGUCAGGCAGGACAGAGGUGCCGUUUCAUCCUUCUGUCUUCAUGUGCGACCAGCACCUCUGGUUGCUGUAUUAUCCCAACACAGUUUUAAAAUGUUCCAAAAAAAAUAAACCUUUACCUUGUAGACAUCCGUUUGAAAUUUCAAGCUAAGUCCGCUGUUGUCUUUUUCAUGGUUGAUGUAAAUUUUGUUACAAAACCCAGCGCCUGCUGCAGUAUGUCUGGUGAGGAGGCUGAGAGAGACACUAUUUCAGGUCCAUAAUGAAGGGCUCCAUGCUACCUGUCCUGUCCACAGACCUAAUUAAAUCCACUUCAAUACUGGCGAUGACUAAGCAUAGUCAGACUAUGUUUAUAGCACAGUGUACAUCUGACAUAAAGAUGUUUAUGGUUCUAACACUUCAGCUCAUAACCUGCAGUUACUGCCACUGUAAUCAGGGGUAACCUGGGCUGCUGUUGGAUUCUGACCAGCGUAUCACCUGUGUAUCUUAGACCUUUGUGAUAGAUUUUAUUUGGAGAAGCAUUUAUACAAGCCUGUAAAGUUUUACAGUACAGUACUUAUCAGCUUCACUGACAUGAAGAUACCUACCACCAAUAAAAAGUUACAGUGUUAUCAUUAGUUGCACUUCGUGCUGUUCACGUGCAAAUAAACCAUUGAAAUAAAGGCCUCACUUUCA
Molecule: messenger RNA, 2703 nt
Organism: Brienomyrus brachyistius
Lineage: Eukaryota; Metazoa; Chordata; Actinopteri; Osteoglossiformes; Mormyridae
Gene: utp6
Product: UTP6 small subunit processome component
Exons: 19
Coding region: 157-1953 (598 amino acids)
Biological process (GO): maturation of SSU-rRNA from tricistronic rRNA transcript (SSU-rRNA, 5.8S rRNA, LSU-rRNA)
Cellular component (GO): Pwp2p-containing subcomplex of 90S preribosome; small-subunit processome
Molecular function (GO): snoRNA binding; protein binding
Source: RefSeq, a predicted model, not a curated record